This is a messenger RNA of Lathyrus sativus (Indian pea), 2376 nucleotides long. The record is from the annotation of a GenBank genome assembly. Lineage: Eukaryota; Viridiplantae; Streptophyta; Magnoliopsida; Fabales; Fabaceae.
AUGAACCAAACCAUGCAUUCCGUUUCCGAUACUGACCUAAACUCAAACUCAGCAACACCAUCAGAACAACCCAUUGAUACAAUAAUGUCUGAAACACCACAACCCCAAAACGACGUCGUAUCAAUGUCCCCUCAAAACGACAACCCUCACAACUCCUCCGAAGACCAAAACCCCACUCUUUUAUACCCAAACCCUACCCAACCUCGAAAACGACGUCGUCGUAAGAAAUUCUUCACUGAACUAACCGCAACAACCUCAUUAGCCAAAAACCGCAAAAACGGCGUCGCUAAAGACUGUGACGACGAAGCCCUAAUUGCUAUUUCCGUAGGGUUUCCUGUUGAUUCCUUAACGGAGGAAGAAAUUGAAGCGAAUGUCGUUAAAACAAUUGGUGGUUCUGAGCAAUCGAAUUACAUUAUUGUUCGGAAUCACAUUCUGGCUAGGUGGAGAUCCGAUGUUAAUGUUUGGUUGACUUAUGAUCUUGCUGUAAAGUCAAUUCGAUCUGAACAUAAGGGUUUGGUUGAAACGGCUUAUAGGUUUUUGAUUGAGCAUGGGUAUAUUAAUUUCGGACUUUCUCCGGAGAUUAAAGCAGUGAAGGUUCGGUCUUUUGAUGGAAUUGAGAGGGGGAGUGUGAUUAUCAUUGGUGCUGGGUUGGCGGGUUUGGUUGCGGCGAGACAGUUGGUGUUUUUAGGGUUUAAAGUUUGUAUUUUGGAAGGUAGGACUCGACCGGGUGGGAGGGUGAAGACGAAGAAGGUGUUUGGUGGGGAUGGUGUUGAAGCUGCAGCUGAUUUGGGUGGAAGUGUUCUUACUGGUGUUAAUGGGAACCCCCUUGGUGUUCUUGCUAGACAAUUAGAUUUGCCGCUUCAUAAGGUUAGGGAUGUUUGUCCUCUUUAUAUGCCUGAUGGAAAAUGUGUUGACUCUGAGGUGGAUUCCAGGGUUGAGGUGUUGUUUAAUAAACUGUUAGAGAGGGUUUGUAAGCUUAGGCAAGCUAUGAUUGAAGAGGUUAAGAGUGUUGAUGUUCCUUUAGGGACUGCAUUAGAGGCGUUUCGAAGGGUUUAUAAGGUUUCUGAGGAUAAGGAAGAGAGGAUGUUGUUGAAUUGGCAUCUUGCUAAUUUGGAGUAUGCAAAUGCCACUCUUAUGUCUAAUUUGUCUAUGGCUUAUUGGGAUCAGGAUGAUCCUUAUGAAAUGGGUGGCGAUCACUGCUUCAUUCCUGGAGGGAACGAGACAUUUGUUCGCGCGUUGGCUGAGGAUCUUCCGAUUUUCUAUGGAAGGACUGUGGAGUGUAUUAAGUAUGGAAGUGAUGGAGUAUUGGUGUGUACUGAUGAACAGCAGUUUCGUGGGGAUAUGGUGCUUUGUACUGUGCCUUUGGGUGUUCUUAAGAAGGGGUCGAUUGCGUUUGUCCCUGAUCUUCCUCAGAGGAAGAAAGAUGCAAUUCAUAGGUUAGGGUUUGGUUUGCUUAAUAAGGUUGUGAUGCUGUUUCCGACUAAUUUCUGGGGUGGGAACAUUGAUACAUUUGGUCACUUGACAGAGGACUUGAGUAUGAGGGGUGAAUUUUUUCUGUUCUAUAGCUACUCUUCAGUGUCCGGAGGCCCGCUUCUCGUGGCUCUUGUUGCCGGGGAAGCAGCUAUUAGGUUUGAGAUGAUGUCGCCGUUGGAGUCUGUCAAAAGGGUGUUGGAUGUUUUGAAAGAUAUUUUUCAUCCAAAGGGGAUUGUUGUUCCCGAUCCCGUUCAGGCAGUCUGUACUCGGUGGGGACAAGAUACCUUUGCGUACGGAUCUUAUUCCUAUGUUGCUGUUGGAUCUUCAGGCGAUGAUUAUGAUAUACUUGCAGAGAGUGUUGGAAAUGGGAGGGUGUUCUUUGCUGGAGAAGCAACUAGCAAACAGUACCCUGCAACAAUGCAUGGAGCAUUUCUUAGUGGAAUGAGAGAAGCUGCAAACAUUUUGAGAGUGGCAAAGAGGAACAGUAAUUCUUCAAUGCCCUUUGACGCAGCUAAAAAUAUCGCCGCUGAUGUGAAUGACGAUUUGAACAAACUAUUUGUGAAACCUGACCUGAGUUUCGGGAGCUUCUCCGCGGUGUUUAAUCCAAAACCAAAUGAUCUUGAAACUAGAUCAAUACUAAGGGUUAAAAUUGGAGGAACUGUAUUGGAUUCUCCCAGUCUUUAUCUUUAUGCAUUGCUUUCAGUGAAGCAGGUCAUCGAGUUGAGUCAGGUCGAAGGAGAUGAGAACAGGAUGAGAAUGUUAAAUCGAGAUUUAGGGGUCAGUUUAGUUGGGAAGAAAGGUUUAGGUAGCACUGCUGAGUCUCUUAUUGUAGACAUAAAGUUGUUUAGAUCUCAGCUUUAUGAAGCAGAAAAUGGUCUUAGUAAUAGUAUCAUGGAAGAAUGA